CAGCGAGAAACAGGUUAGAAAAAAAGACGUGAGAAAGCGAGUCGCUGGGGUUACGAUCGGUUUUGUCCUCUUUGAUUUCUCUCAGUUUCCCUUCGUUGCUUUUAUUUGACUGACAGUUUUCCGCUUGGUACAGAGAGGACAUCAGCUGCCGGAGAGAGAUCCAGGGAGGAGAACGGGAAGUGUGACCUCGUUUCUCUCUGUGCCCAGAAAAAAAAUUUCAGCCAGCUCCUCGGCCAUGUCUGCUCCUGGAUACCCAGGCUCUCACAACCAGGCUCCCUACCCCAUGCCUCAGCCUGGUGGCCACUCUGUAUCCCCUUACCCAGUUUCUCCGGGGGGGUAUGGAGACCAGAGUCAAGCCCCUCCACCAGGCUUCAACAUGGGAUACAAUCCAGGCCAGCCUCCAGUCAUGUAUCAGCCAGGACCAGUAGGCCCAGUUCCAGGGCCGGAGUAUGGCGGCCCCCCGGGAGCAAUCUCCCCGGCUCCGGUCGGGGCUCCAGCUGUUGUUGCUGUUGGGGUCCCGCCAGGGCUUGAAUACCUCACACAGAUUGACCAAAUCCUGAUUCACCAAAAGGUGGAACUCCUGGAAGCUUUCAUCGGGUUUGAGACCAAUAACCAGUAUGAGAUAAAGAACAGCCUGGGCCAAAAGAUCUACAAGGCCAAAGAGAAGAACGACUGCUGCACCAGGAACUGCUGUGGCUCGCUGCGCAGCUUCGACAUGAAGAUCAAGGACAACAUGGACAGAGAGGUCAUCCGCCUCAUACGCCCUUUCCGCUGCGUCUCCUGCUGGUGCCCUUGCUGCCUGCAAGAGAUGGAGGUCCAGGCACCACCCGGCACCACCAUAGGCUACGUCAAACAGGACUGGCACCCUUUCCUGCCACGGUUUUCUAUCCAGGGAGCAAACAAGGAGACCGUGCUGAAACUGGAAGGGCCCUGCUUUGCCUGCAACUGCUGUGGGGACGUCAACUUUGAGCUGAAGGGGUUAGAUGGUGAUAAACCCAUCGGCCGCAUCAGCAAGCAGUGGAGCGGUCUUCUGAAGGAAGUCUUCACCGACACGGACAACUUUGGCAUCCAGUUCCCGCUGGACAUGGACGUGAAGAUGAAAGCUGUGCUCAUGGGAGCCUGCUUCCUCAUUGAUUUCAUGUUCUUCGAGAAGGUGGGGGAGGCCAACCAGCGCAGCACCGUGUUUUCAUAACAGAGGAAGAAAAGGAGGGGAAACCAAAAGCAUGGGAGCAAGGACUUUCACCAGUUAUGCAUACUCUGUUCAUUUAUUUUGUUUUUCUUUUUUUUUUUUUUGUUAAUCCUUCCUUCACCAGAUUCCAGCCAAUAUGGUGCCAACCCCAGGAUCCUUUCACACACAGACACAGACCUGUUUGAGCCAAUGAACUCCUGAUUCAGGAUAAAAAAAUCCAUCCAAACUCAGUGACUAACACUGGUUGGCAUGUUGCUAUUUUUUUACACUCCAUACAGUCUAUAGACAUGUUUGUCUAUUUUUAAUUGAGUUCUAUAAGCUGAGGUAUAAUCCUUGUCAAAGAAAAUCAACCUAAUCCUCAAUAUCUUUUCAGUGCCUACAGACAGAAAUAAGUGGAUAUCGACACUCGGACUGUAUCUGAACUUGCCUUAUGCUACACUGGCGUUGACAUUUUAUAUGUUUGCUGUAUGUUUAUCAAUUAUUAUUAUACUUGUAGUCAUGCUUAUUGAAGAAACUAUAUAAAUAGAUGGAGUAUAAGUGCAAUACUGUUGUGGAUGUAGAAGCUGUAUUCAUUGGCUUGCUCUUUAGCCAUGCUGGCAGCCAGCUGAUGGUAUUGUCGAUCCACCACGUUGGUCUAGACUGAAAUAUUUCAACAACUAUCAGAUGGAUUAUCGUGACAUUUUGUACAGACAUUCAUGGUCACUAGAGGGUGAAUCUUAAUGACUUUGGUGGUCCCUUCACUUUUCAUCUAGCACUGUCUUCAGGUCAGAGGUUUAAUUUGGCCAGUCCCUAAACCAAGGUUAGUGACAUUCCCAUCAUCCUCAGUUGUACUUUAAGUGACAAUUAGUAAAUGUUAGCAUGCAAAAAAAGCUGAUAUAGGAUGGAUCAUUAACAUUGUAAAUAUUGCACCAGCAUGUUAGCAUUGUCAUUGUUAGCAUUUUAGUGUGAUAACGUUAGUGCUUAGCUCAAAUAACUGUUGUGCCUAAGUGCAGCCUCAUAGUGCCGCUUGCAUGGCUGUACUCUUGUUAUAUAUUAACUAUAUAUAUAUAAGCUCUAAGCACUGAACACAGUAAAUAGGCUGUUGUUGUUUUUCUCAUAUAUAUAGGGAAGUGUUGGUUGUGAUGGUGUGAGGAUUGGGAGGAUGUUUAAUAUCUCGCGGUCAAAAUUGUGAACUCUGAAGUUGACACGUAUUUACCAAAGUUUUCUUUCUCUACCUCUCAGUUGCCUUUCUCUUCCUCGAAGCCCUCUGUGUCUUCAAGCCUAGUUUACAUAAUCUAACAGAACUGUAGCACAGGCUGCAGUGUAGAUGCCCUCGUGCCUCCUCUGUGUUUUAGUUGUUGCUGUGGAGACUGAUGCCACAGUCAGACCUCGCCCUCCAAUUUCUCCAGAUACCGCCGCAUUGAACUAGUAAUGACAUAGGAGAGAGGCAAUGUGGGUUAUGGUUAUAUGGGGGGUAAAUUUUUGAGCAAAAGAGAAAUGAAAUAGAAAGCAAAUGAAAAACAGAAGUUGAGGUUAGUGAAUGUAAAUCUUAACUGGGGAACUCCAAACCACUUAGGUGUGUGAGGAAACACAGAAAGCAACCCGAAUGUGAACUCGUGACUUUUGGCCUGUUUUCAGCUCAUGUGCUCUGCUUUAGACUGAUUUGAAAAUUUCAAUGUUUGCAAAAGUUGCUUAUUGCUGUUUAAUGGGACUCUUGUUCUGAAUUUUAAAAUCACAAAUAACACAGGUGCUUCUCUUGUGAUAUUUGCUUGCCACAAGUGCUCUCUAAUCCAGACUCUCUAGUACCCUGCCAGUAACUACAUGUGUGUCAUUGCAUGGCAUGCACAGUGCAUUUAAUGCAAUUAUUUGUUCACUGGGUCAUGGUAAUUCUUUGAGUCAGUUGUAUCUGUGGUUGGCAGGAGCGUUUUCUGUUUCCUGUGUCUCUGUCAAAACUACUGUGUACCAUUUUCCUGUAACAGUAGUAUCUUGUCACAGUUUAAUACUUUCUUUUUUUGUACAGAAACAUAAAAUACCCAGUAGUUCAGAAAUAAAAAUGCCUCGUCGUUG
Toxotes jaculatrix (banded archerfish) is the source of this 3235-nucleotide messenger RNA. It is a transcript of the gene plscr3b, whose product is annotated as phospholipid scramblase 3b. Gene Ontology annotation, cellular component: plasma membrane. The record is from RefSeq and is a predicted model, not a curated record. Gene Ontology annotation, biological process: plasma membrane phospholipid scrambling. Lineage: Eukaryota; Metazoa; Chordata; Actinopteri; Toxotidae. Gene Ontology annotation, molecular function: phospholipid scramblase activity. The transcript has 8 exons. Bases 236 to 1192 code for a protein of 318 amino acids.